Molecule: messenger RNA, 814 nt
Organism: Physeter macrocephalus (sperm whale)
Lineage: Eukaryota; Metazoa; Chordata; Mammalia; Artiodactyla; Physeteridae
Gene: EFCAB8
Product: EF-hand calcium binding domain 8
Exons: 4
Coding region: 8-442 (144 amino acids)
Molecular function (GO): calcium ion binding
Source: RefSeq, a predicted model, not a curated record
ACCUAGAAUGUCUUCUGAGGACUUCAGAGAGAGCUCUCUAUCUCAAAAGGUGUCCUCUGCAGGUGGGUCCCAGAAGAGCAAGGAGGUUCUCAGCUCCCCGACACCAUCCGUCUCCCUUAGCCAGACAUCCGACUUCCAACACAAGUCUCAGCUGUUCACUGAGCCACACCUGGCCCAGAUGGAGAAAAUGUUUCAAGAUGAGGUCGACUCGACUGGAGCCCUGGACAUGAAGACUUUCGAUAAGGCUGUGAAGAAGAUUCUGAGCAAUACGUCCAACGAGAUGAUAGAGGCGCUGUUUUUGAAGGUGGACAUGAACUGUAACGCCUCCAUCACCUGGCAGGAGUACCUGGACUAUGUGAUGCGUGAGUUCAAGGGGAAGGAGAAGAUGAUGAGGAGCCAGUGCCGCCGGCGCUUCCACCUUCCCAUGAUCAUAGCCCUGUAAGGAGCCUCUCCCUGGACUCCCUGGACUGAAGGGUGUGUCUGGACCAGGCUGGGGCCAGCCCUGCAUCGCCCCUUCCUAAGUCCCCGCACCUGUCUGUGGGGUCACCGUGGGCCUGUUACCACGCCUGCAGCUCGGUAUUCUUUAGCUCGUUUCAGCCUCACAACCCCAUAAGUGGGCUUGAGCAUCCCCUCAUUGUGUCCCCAUUUUGCAGACAAGGAAACUGAGGCUCAGAGAGGCCAAGUGACAGUGGUGGGGUCGCUCUGUUGGACCCUCCCUAUCCGCAACAUAGACGCUGCUCCUGCUUCCUGCUCUGGCUGGGGCUGAGCAGGUCUGUGGUUUCAUCCACAGGGCACAGAUGACUCACAUAGCGGG